ACUUGCCUCAUACCAUUUCAUGCUUCUCAUCUCACCCUCCGCCCGCAUGCCCUUAUGCCCGUGGGCAUGAGAAACCAGCUUAUUCUUCUGCUCAGGUAGGCUGAUUCUGAUUAUUUGCGAGUCGUCCUCUUCUGUAGAGGAGAGUGAGUGAGUAGGUGAGUAAUUGGAUGAGUGAACGAGUGGUCGAGCGAUCAGAGUACAGAAGAAGACUUGUUUCGCGCCAGCUGAGUUCGAUUUGGGGAUUGUCUUCCUUCCUUCCUUCCUUCCUUCCUGCCUGCCUGCCUCUCGGAUUGCCUGCCAAAGGACAUUGGAGUUUGGUUGAUUGGGUUGGUUGAGCGGAUUGCAGGUCUGCAGUGCAUCGUUCAAGCACCUACCUACCUACCUACCUAUCCAUUCGAAAACAAGGGGCUAUCAACAAACGGAGAAAGACUUGGGAACAUUUUCACACGGUACGGGGUGUGAUUGCCUAUUACACGGACGGGACGAAUCAAAGGAUCAAUUGAAACAAGGGGUUAAGCGCUUAUCGUCGCUAUCCAUCAUGACCUCGCGGUUCGUCUCGGGCGGUAUCAUCGCGGGCGAUGGAGACAGCAGCACUCCGGAUGCGAAGGGAAACUCUGCGGAAGUGACCACGAAUACUACCACUAUUAUCACUACUAGUGGUGGUGGUGUUAAUGCAAAUGCAAAUCCGAAUGCGAAGGAAUGGGAAGCCGUUCAGAGAGAUUUGGAUGAAGAGAGAAGGCGGCGCGCAGAGGCUAGGAAGAGGGAUGUCGAAGGGGGUGGCGAGAAGAGUCUUUAUGAGAUUUUGCAGGCUAAUAAAGCCGCCAAACAAGCGGCCUUUGAAGAAGCAAAUCGCAUCCGGAACCAGUUCCGCGCGCUGGACGACGACGAGAUCGAGUUUCUGCACGGCGUUAGCGAUGAGAAGCGCGCUGAGGAGGAGCGCUUGAGGCGCGAGACGGAAGAGGGGCUGGCUAAUUUUCGGAAGGCCCAGAAGCUUUCUGGUGGUGGUGGUGGUGGUGGUGAUGAUGCUGUUAGUGCUGAUGCGGAAGCCAAUGGGGAUGGUGUGGUUGAAGAGUGGUCUGCUGCUGCUGCUGCUGCUGGAAGCAGGAAGAGGAAACGGGACAGAGAUAGGGCUGGGCUUAAAGGUGUGAAGAGGAGGACUAGCGUGCCUGAGGAGGAGAAGAAAGACGAGUCUGUGGCGAGGGAAAUGAAUGAGGUGGCUUCCGACAACCAGCCUACCUCGGCCUCGCAUGCCCAGCCCGGAUCUGCCGCUGCUGCGAAAGCUUCUACACAGUCUGCCAGCGCUGUCACGUCGGCGAUGUCGAAGCCGAAACCACCCUUGGGCCUUGUUGACUAUGGCUCAGAUGAAGAAGACGAAGAUGAUUGAGUGGAGGUAUGGAUGCGUGCGUCUAGUGAGACAUGGCAUCUCACAAUUACACAGGUGAUCAUGGUCGUAAUGGCCGUCAUGACUAUACCCACCUGUCUCGUCUCGUCGGUUUUUUCCCCAGAGGUAUCCGUGGACAGGGGAGUGACACUUAUUGUAUGCGGAUAUCUAAGACUGGUCUGGUUCAGGAGACGGCGGAUCAAUCGAGAGCUCCUCGUUGCUUGUUUUGAAAUUCAUUACUGGACGCAUGCCUAUAGGCACUUGUAAUCAAGUGUGUCUGGGAAUAGGGACGAGGUAGGAGAACAACACCAUUCAUACAAUGUAGAGAAUAGGUAUGUUGAUGAACUGAGUUGAUUUGACUCCUUAUUCAUUCAUGGUAUCUUUUCAGCGGGCUCGCCUUCGUGAUAGGGUCUCAUCUGCGUCAAUCAAUGUAUUAACUAUAGGAUCCGUCUAGUUCAUCAUCGAAAAUGCCGAAUGUGAUAGUUAUCUUAUUGCAGCACCAAUCUACGAGGCUACUGAGGUGGUUUCAUCAGACAUUCAUCAAUA
Molecule: messenger RNA, 1927 nt
Organism: Xylaria bambusicola
Lineage: Eukaryota; Fungi; Ascomycota; Sordariomycetes; Xylariales; Xylariaceae
Product: N-terminal domain of NEFA-interacting nuclear protein NIP30-domain-containing protein
Exons: 3
Coding region: 539-1384 (281 amino acids)
Cellular component (GO): nucleus
Source: RefSeq, a predicted model, not a curated record